Molecule: messenger RNA, 1000 nt
Organism: Manduca sexta (tobacco hornworm)
Lineage: Eukaryota; Metazoa; Arthropoda; Insecta; Lepidoptera; Sphingidae
Product: proteasome assembly chaperone 2
Exons: 1
Coding region: 140-883 (247 amino acids)
Biological process (GO): proteasome assembly
Cellular component (GO): nucleus; cytosol
Source: RefSeq, a predicted model, not a curated record
GACACAAACCAUAAAGUAUAGACUAAAUGUUGAUAUUUGAUUUUGAGUUUGACAUUCAUCAUAGCACAUAAUCACAAAAUUGAAAAUAAAAGCGUUUUUACGGACAAGAACAAGAAAAAAUCAAGUUCAGUUUAUAAAUAUGGCUCAAAUAAAUACAUGGAAAUACAUUGAAGAGGGAGAUUUGUCUGGAUUUACUCUUAUCGUGCCUAGCGUGGCCGUUGGAAAUGUGGCCCAGCUUACUUGUGAUUUACUGAUUUCCUCUUUGAAAAUGACGAAAAUUGCAAAAAUCCAAAGCCUUGCGACUAUUCCAGUCCUGGGUUACGAUCCUUAUGAUAUAAAUUCCAAUGAGCUUUCGUGCUCUUGUGAAUUAUAUCGCAGUGAAGUUAGAAAAGUUUUAGUGUUACAAAUUCGAGCCCCUCUAGUCUUAAAACACGCGCGAAGUUUCCUGACUGAAGUUAUUGAAACGUUAAAGACAAAGAAAAUAAAAGAUGUUAUUAUUCUAACGAGUAGCUAUGCUCAUGAGAAAAGACAUAUAAUGACAUCACCAUUCAGAUUCAAGAUGAAUGAUUUGUGUCCAUAUAAAAAUAAAAUUAAACAUUUAAAUUGGACUGAGCAUGAAUGUUUAGAAGAUGAAUUGAAUAUAUUUGGUGGAGGAUUUGCUUCAUUAUUGUAUAAAAUUGUUAGUGAAGAAUCUGUGCCUUGUUUGUUGAUAUAUAAAUAUUGUUCUGAAGGAGACAACAUACCCGAUGCAUUUGAUAUGAUACAGCAAUUAACUUAUGUGCUGCCAUUGUUUAGUGGGCAGAAAGAUUUGUUAUCACAGCUAGUUCAACCAGUGUCUUGGAAAUUUUUAUUUGGCAGACCACCACCCAGAGAAAUAUAUUGAUUUAAAUAUUGUACUUAAUUAUUAUUAAGAAGUGAUUGUAAUGCUAUAUUUUUACAGUUUCAAUAAUUGUCAUUAUUAAAUUUCUUUUGUGAAUAAACAUUUUUCACUGUUGCAAUA